CCAGCUUGCAAAUAUUGUCCCCUAGCACUGAAGGAACCGUAUCCUACCCCACGGACAAUCAUGCCCAAGAACAAAAAGGCCAAAACCAAGCACUACAGCUCGAAAAACAGCGCCGAGCCAAGCCAGGCUGAAAUCUGGGACGAUUCAGCGUUGAUCAGGUCAUGGAACGAUGCCGUUGCUGAAUAUGAAUACUACCACAGCAUUCACGCCAAGGGCGAAGACGUCGAAGAGAUUCUCCGCCGUGCCGAGGAGGGUGACCUCGACCACACUAUCGCCGAAACCGAGAAACGAGUCUCCAGCGAAUGGCACGACGUCAACUCCCAGCGCGAUGCGACUGUAGUGCCACUGCCGGCUGAUGACGAAGCCGAAGACGGCGAGAUCGAAGAUGAAGACGGUGCACGCGAACUUGACGACGAGCUCGCUGCUGCGAAGGCGGCGUUGGGUGUGAAGGUGCAAGGAGAUGCUGCCGGACAACACAAUGUGAAGCCUCCUACGAAUGCUACUCAAGAAGACAAUGCUCGAUCAUCGCAUGGCCAGCACUCGGCACAACCAUCGGUACCGUCUAUUGGACCACACUUGCCCACAGCGACCUCGACGAGCGACCAAGCUCCACCUGCAGACCAGACGCUCGAAAACAUCAAAAUGGCGUACUACUGGGCUGGAUACUACUCGGGUCUUUACGACGGUCAGCGACAAGGGCAGGCAAAUGCCAAUGUAACAGCACAACUUGCGACACAUGAUGGGCACCCAACAUGACGGCUCAGCUCCCAUUUGGAAUUGAGAUGAGCGCAACGAACGAGACCAUCAAUCGCUCCUAGGCCGCAUCCAUCAAAUAUCGAUCGGAUGCAUAUUAUCGGCCAACUAGAUAUUGGAAUGUUGUGUAUCGAAUCCAUGCCCCGGCCUGCACGGAAGUCGCGCUGCAAUUGCUCUGCGAGACCACAUCACAACGUCCAGCAAUCGU
Messenger RNA from Exophiala viscosa, 961 nucleotides. RefSeq lists its product as uncharacterized. The coding region runs from base 61 to 756 and encodes 231 amino acids. Lineage: Eukaryota; Fungi; Ascomycota; Eurotiomycetes; Chaetothyriales; Herpotrichiellaceae. Gene Ontology annotation, cellular component: nucleus. The record is from RefSeq and is a predicted model, not a curated record. The transcript has 4 exons.